GGGCAAAGACCAAAACUAGUUAAUAUAAAUAAACAAAACAGUAAUAGUAGACAAUAAUAAUUGAAAGUUAUAAAUAAGAAUUGAGUAUAAUUGUGUUUCUGGCGUGAUUUUAUUUGAUAAAAUUUAAUACUUAAUAAAAUACGUUUGGAUAUUAAACUACAUAAUAUCAUUAUUGUCUUCAAAAUAUUUCAUAGAAUGGGCCAAGGAAAAAGUCAAUUUACUGAAGAUGAACUUCAAGAUUAUGAGGACCUUACCUACUUCACUAAAAAAGAAGUUCUAUAUGCUCAUCAAAAAUUUAAAGCUUUAGCACCUGAGAAAGUUGGCCACAAUAAGAAUGCAAAGCUGCCAAUGGCAAAAAUCCUCCAGUACCCAGAACUACGAGUGAAUCCAUUCAGGGACAGAAUCUGUAAAGUAUUUAGUUCAAGCAAUGAUGGUGAUUGUACUUUUGAAGAUUUUCUUGAUAUGAUGUCUGUGUUUAGUGAGAGUGCUCCUAAAGGUGUUAAAGCCGAACAUGCAUUCAGAAUAUUUGACUUUGAUGGAGAUGACAUGAUUGGAGUAUCUGAUUUAAGGGAGGUUAUUGAAAGACUGUGCGGAGCUGAGUUAAAACUCAGCGACUCAGAAAUACAGCAACUGGUGCAAAAUGUUCUUGAAGAAGCUGACUUGGAUGAUGAUGGGGCACUCUCAUUUGCAGAGUUUGAGCAUAUAAUUGAUAAGAGUUCAGAUUUUUGUCACUCAUUCCGGAUAAGGUUGUGAAUGAAAAUUCAGUAACUGCCAUCUCUUUUUACUCAAAAAUUUCAUGAAUAUUAAUAUUAUUGGGUGUUGUUAUUUAAAUAUUGCACUUUUUUACAUUUAUAUAGCCAGUAGCUUUCCAAUGUUGUUUAUAAUACUUAUAUUAACUUUACUACUAUAUAACUUUGCUAUACCUACAUUUUAAAAUUUUACUGCCUUACAAAUAAACUAAGCCUAAAGUUAUACCUGAUAAUAAACCGAGAAUAUGCGAAAUGGUGACUAUAUCACUGACAACACUGUCAAUACAAUUGUAAUUUUGAGCCUAUGGAUUGCAACCCGUGCCACUAAAUACCUAAAUAAAAAAAAUUAAAAUUCUGAAGUAUACCGAAUGUCAAGCAGUCUUACAAAUAAACGGGAAUCUUGAUACUGCCGUAUUAAGCAAUCCUAUGCAAAAUAUCUAUUUGUUUUUGCAUAUUCUUGGUUUCUUCUCAGUUAUAACUUUAUACCAAUUUUAUUUUCAAGGCCGAUAAUGUUUAAGUAAUUGUUUUGAUCCAUUAAGUGCCAAAAAAGUUUUUAUAUUUUUAUUAUUAUAAUAUUAGUAUUUAUUUAUAGGUUAAAUUUUUUUAUUAAGUAAUUAAAAAGCAUCAAACUUAAGUGAUUGAUAAUAAAUGUUAUAAUUAUUAUUAUGUUAACAUUGUUAUGGCUGACUGAAAAAUGAUAAGGUCCAUUUAAUAAAUGAAUUUUUAUUGUGAAGCAUUUUCUUGUGGUCAACUAAAAUAAUAAUAUUGUAAUGGCUUCAUGAUUAUUAAGUAUACCAUUCAAUAAAAUAAUAUCCGGACAACCGAGCCUUGCUCGGAUUUUUAAGAAUGUACAAAAUUGAAUUUAAAAAAAAAACUAAUAGGACAUCUGGAUUCGAACCGGGUCUUCUGCUUUCCGGAUCACCCAAUGUCCCAUCUGAGCUACUAUAGUCUUGUAUAUAGUGCCGAAAUUUACCUUUGUAUUCUAAAGUUAUUGUAGCUGUUUCUCAUUUAAACGGAUAAAACUACAUUUUUUUUAAAUUGAAACCUAGCUAGAUCGAUUUAUCGCCCCCGAAACCCCCUAUAUACUAAAUUUUAUGAAAAUCGUUGGAGCCGAUUCCGAGAUUCCAAUUAUAUAUAUAUAUGUAUACAAGAAUUGCUCAUUUAAAGAUAUAAGAUUUAUGUACAAUAUGAGUCCACGUGACUGUGUGAUAUGUUUCUUGCUUAGAUUAUUUAUACGUCUAGAUAGUCUCUUGCUUUAGACAACCGAUAAAAACAGACCAGAAAUAUUAGUUUAGUGUGCGUGACAAGCUACGUUUAACACUCGCGAUUUGUAUGACACUUUGUGUUAGUGUGCGUGCAUUGCUCAAAAUAGAGGGUAGUUCUAAACUGAAUUUUUUUCGACGUUUUCACAGCAGUCUAUCUAGACGUAUAAGUCUCUCAUUUAUAAAUGAUCUAUGGUUUUUUUUUGUUAAGAUAUUAACAUUUUUGUAGGUAGGUACUUACUUUCAGAUUUUUUGAAAUUUUAUUUAUUUAUUCUAAUUAGGUAGGUACGUAUUUAAAUCAUUUCAGAUUUACGCAAUAUCAUAAUAUAUAUACAUCAGUAAAAUUUUUUUUUCAUUCAUUUUGAAAUUGGCAACAUUUAUUAAUAUAAUAUAGAUCUUAGACUAAGGAUUGAUAUCCGCUGCGUACCUACUAGAUACCGCACUACCUAAGAACAAUAGCUUUUUUAUUACGGCAACUAUAGAUACUUGUGUGCGUGGUAUCUUGACACUCAAUGGCAUCUUUCAAAUUUUGUAAUUUAAUACGCUUCGUGUUAUUUUACAUUGAAAUGAAUAAAAUACAAAAUACUUAAUGAUGAUAUGUGAUUUCCCAGUGAAUUUCUUAUUUCUUGUAGUAUUAUUUUUACAAAGUUUUAGUACGCAACCCGGGAUUUUAGUUUCAACUAUUAACAAAGUUUAACAGAACAUGUGGCACGUCAACGUCACACAUUGUCCGAGACUAGCCCGAGUAUGCCCACUUAGGCGUAGUAUAGUAUAGUAGGCGCACUUUGCGACUAGGCCUGCGGUAUCUAGUUGAAGGGCAGUGGAGACCAAUCCUUAAUCUAAGAUAUAGAUACUCAAUUUAACUAUUGACUGAACAUACGUAGUAGGUAUAUUCCAUUUCAUGAAAUUAAGUAGGUAGCUGAUGUCACUUAAGGAGUGGAUCAACAAAAUGGUGGCGAUAGACGGGUUUCUACAUAAUAGAACACUUUACACAUUGAAGUUAAGUUUAUCAUUAUAAUGAAAAAUUAUUUCCCAUGCCUACAUAAAAAUAUGUUUGUAAAUAUGAUUAUUUUUUUGCAACAUCUUGUUAUUGUUAAGUGUUAAGAAACAUCCUGGAUCAAAUUAUAGUUGAUGCAGCUUAGGAACUUAAAGCUAAAACAUAAAGAAAAUUUUAUUUUAGUGUAACCUAGUUUUUUUUAUGGCAACUGGUGUGUGAUCACCGCCAAAUGUGGGCACAUUCUCUUGCAUCACCAGAGGAUUCACAGGAGCGUUGCCGGCCUUUAAGGAAGGUGUACGAAAGUAUGAUUGAGUCUGAUAAAGAAAUAUAUAAACAUUUACUUACAUAACAAUUCUGAAAGGAUUACAACUUGCAUACCACUUUAAAACCAUUCGGUAGUAACUAAUUGUUAUUAGGGCAUUCCAUUGAUACUCCGUCAGUUGAUCGACAAAAACCGGUGGGAGUGAGCAGAUCUUUUUUUUUUAACUCUGCAACUUUUGAUACUUUAGUUAUAGGAACGGUGUUUUCGUGAAGAAGAUACUGUAUUUUUGGUAUUCUUUGUUUUUUUUAAAUCAAACGUAACAUUUUUAAACGAGUCUUACGCAAAUCGCUGUAUUCUUCGAGGAAACAUUAUUUUGUGGUCACUACAUAGUCCUAAUCCAAAUUUACUUGAUCUUUAGGGGUUAUGACAAAGUAAAGGUCCAGCAAAGGUGGUAGUAGGUAUCAAGUCAGAACUAACUAACAGAACAUACAUACUGUAUACAUAUAUAGUCAUAUUUGUCUUCCUAAAAUUAUAUCAUUAAGUUGUAUUUAUUUGUUUUCAAUGUAACUAUAUAAUUUCUAGUAUUAUUUUAUUCUAAGUUGAUAGCCAAAUGAUUUCAAACAUUUUUAUUGAUGUUCAUUUCAUUGAAUAAUAUUAAUAAAAUUGUAAGAAAUAAGUAUAAUAUAAAAUUCCAAAAUUGAA
Molecule: messenger RNA, 3972 nt
Organism: Leptidea sinapis
Lineage: Eukaryota; Metazoa; Arthropoda; Insecta; Lepidoptera; Pieridae
Product: calcium and integrin-binding protein 1-like
Exons: 5
Coding region: 196-753 (185 amino acids)
Molecular function (GO): calcium ion binding
Source: RefSeq, a predicted model, not a curated record